UCAUUUCUAGGGUUUGUUUGAUUCUCCGACAACGAUGAAAACCGAGGAUGUGACGGCGAAAAGAGAUUCGACAGAGGUGGAAUCUGACUCUUCUGUCUCUAAAAAAUCGAAGAUCGAAGAUGAAGAUGAAGACGACACAAGCAUAGAAGACGAAGUCGAUAGCGAUAGCAAUAACCCAUACUUAUGGAGUACCGACGAAGAAGACGAUGACUCUCCGACAAUCAACUAUUCAAACUUGCAAGAUCCGGAACCGGAGUGGGACAAGGACAGUUACGACGACCACGAAUUGGUAUUCGAUGCUGACGGCCGCAAAGGUUUCUCCAGCGACAAGGCGUAUGAAGAGUUCCGCGAGUAUAAAACCAUGUGCUUUAAGAAUAGGGGGUUUAUAGAUGAUCCAUUCAGAUCCAUCUACCCCAUUAGAGAUCUGGAGGAUCUCUGGACAACCACAACUAAUAGGCAAUAUUUGACAGAUAUUGCUUCCCUCUGUGUUAAGAAACUCAACAAGGAGAAGGGUUCGUCUGUGGAAGUUGUAAGCAUUGUGAGAGGCAAUCUUAAACCGGGAGGUGGGUGGAAGCUUUACAUCACCUUUAUGGCUCAAGAGCAUCCCGAUGGUCCUCUCCUGGAGUAUCAAGCCAAGGCCAUGGAUUUUGCAGGAAACAAAAAACCUCCCUUUCCCAUUCUCUGCAGACCAUCUUGUAGCAUAUCCUAAUAUAUCUAUGACUUGCACAAGGUUUAUUUAUUAUUCAGUGUAACUACUUAUAGUAGCUGUGACAAUAUUGUUUUGAAUGGACGUAAAGAGAAACUGAUUUUCUUAAUUAUGGGAAUAUUUUGAAUGUAGUUUCGGAUGACUGUCUUUCAGAAUUUCGAAUCUUCAAUCUAAUCAUUGCAAAAUUGGUAUGUUGUUGCUGGUCUUCGUCGAACACAAAGAUCAAAGUGUAUUGAAUUGAUGUUUUCCAGUUAUAAGUAAGCUGAGUCCGAGGUGGGUUUAGGUUUUGUCUUAAUGAUAGCUAUAUGUCUUUGGGUACCUACACUUGGCACUCAUACAUUGAGGGGAGAUGUUUGCUGUCAGAUAACCUGGUCAUGUUUAUAUUACUCAUAUAACGUUAGGUUGUUGAUUAAUAAGUUUCUGUUUAUUUGGCCUAAUAACUGCUAACUGCUUUAAUACAUGCAAAGAGAAAAUACAUUUUGAAGGUUAGUACUGAUCGCUUCAAAUAGAAACUUGUUGUUUUGUUUUCGUUUGAUGAGAGUGUGUUUUACUUACUUAGGGUACGACUGUGGAACUUGGAAGUAUCGUGAGAGGCAAUCUAAAAGCAGGAGGUGGGUGGAAGCUUUACAUCACCUUUACGGCCCGAGAGUAUCCGGAUGGUUCUCUUGUAGAGUAUCAAGCCAAGGCCAUGGAUUUUGCAGGAGGCGAAGAACCUCCCUUUCCUAUUCUGUGCAGACCAGCCCCUACCAUCUCCUAAUACAAGACUUGCAUAGGUUUGUCUUGAUGUCAGCUAUGUCUUUGGCGCUUGUACGGUCUAAAUAUGUAGCUUAAUAGUGGUCUAAAUUAUGUUUAGUGUUUAUUUAUAUUGUUGAUAUUUUAAAUAAGGAUGAUAUUUAUACUCGACACUCUUGCAUUGAAGGGAGAU
Raphanus sativus (radish) is the source of this 1631-nucleotide messenger RNA. RefSeq lists its product as uncharacterized. Lineage: Eukaryota; Viridiplantae; Streptophyta; Magnoliopsida; Brassicales; Brassicaceae. The transcript is spliced from 3 exons. The coding region runs from base 35 to 709 and encodes 224 amino acids. The record is from RefSeq and is a predicted model, not a curated record.